Molecule: messenger RNA, 1846 nt
Organism: Heteronotia binoei (common prickly gecko)
Lineage: Eukaryota; Metazoa; Chordata; Lepidosauria; Squamata; Gekkonidae
Gene: MATCAP1
Product: microtubule associated tyrosine carboxypeptidase 1
Exons: 8
Coding region: 184-1587 (467 amino acids)
Source: RefSeq, a predicted model, not a curated record
GCCUCCCCAGCCGCUGGGUGAAGGAUGCUGCUUGAAGACUCUGCGGAUGCAGCUGCGGAGCCAGACAGAUUCAACCGGUAGACAAACAUUCAAAUCCUGCUUUGCCUUGACAAGCACUGAGUCACAGAUGAGAAUCCAAAGUUGGCCUUGAUGACACCCCCCUGAGGGCUUUCACAGAGCAAGAUGGUGCUGGACUCGGGGCCGCAGUCCUAUCCACAGCAGCAUCCCAAUGAUUUUGGCAACGGCCUGCCACAGAGGAGAGGUGGGAAGAAGGGCUCCCCGUGUAAUGGACUGCGGCUGUAUCCGUUCUUGUCCCCUUCCCUUUCCCUGGAGUCAGACUCUUCCAGCCCAGCACGAACCACCCGGCCACCCUCAAAAGCCAGCUGCCUCCGAAACCCUGAGCCCAAACCACCACUGAACUUCUGCCCCACCUUCCCAAGUCCUUGCAGCUGGAUGCGCCGGAGUGAAAGCACAUGCGCGGUGAAUCGAAGAGACCGGGCUCGAGGUCAGAUCCGCAGCGCUGCAUCCCUACCUCACCUCCCCAAAGCCAAGGCCGUGGGGCCUAGUAGCAGGAAGAGCCCUUGUUUGUUGGUCGCCCUGAGGCCUGUGAACAUCGAGGCGGAGAGGGAGAAGUUCUUCCAAUCGUGUUACUCCUAUAACCCUCAGUUUCAAUAUGAAGAGCCGCUUCCUGAAGCAGUUAUAGAAAAGUACAAAGAGGCCUCUGGCCAAUUUAUUUCACAGGCGAUCGGAAUCAUUAAUGCUGUCCUGGAGAAGUACGGAACCUACGAGAGCUUUGAGGCAACAAAUGGUGGGAAGCUGCUCAGCAAAUGCCAGAUCUGGUCCAUCAUCCGGAAGUACAUGCAAAAGGAAGGGUGUUCUGGAGAGGUCGUGGUUCAGCUCACUGAAGAUCUGCUUUCCCAAGCUGUGAUGAUGGUGGAGAACAGUCGGCCAACUCUAGCCAUCAACCUUUCUGGAGCCCGGCAGAACUGGCUGGAAGGCAUGUUGCGUCACGAAAUAGGUACUCACUACAUCCGUGGUGUCAACAAUGCCCAUCAGCCCUGGCACAGCUUGGAAGGCCGCAAACAGUAUGGCCUUAAACCUGCUAACCCAACUGAGGAAGGGCUGGCGAGCUUGCACAGCGUCCUCUUCCGUAAGCAGCCCUUCCUGUGGAGGGCAGCCCUGCUCUACUACACCAUCUACCAGGCCAGCCACAUGUCCUUCUGUGAACUCUUCCAAGACCUGGACCGCUAUGUGCAGGAUGUAGGAGUGCGGUGGGAGUAUUGCGUGCGGGCCAAGCGAGGACAGACAGACACUUCCAAGCCAGGAAGCUUCAGUAAAGAUCAAGUAUACCUGGAUGGAAUUCUGCGCAUCCUGAGACACCGGCAAACUAUUGACUUCCACUUGUUGGCUGCUCUGGGGAAGGUCUCCUAUGAAGACAUUGAUCACCUCAAGAAAUUUGGGGUACUGGACAAGACCCGGAUCCCCCACUUCAUGCAGGACCGUGAACGGUACAACCAGCUGCUCGAUCACAUCGUUACAACCAACUGCCUCAAGGACGAAGAGCUGGAGCAGCUGCUCCCAGACUGAGCAGGGCUCCCGCAGUGGAGAACUACUACACAGGAUGGGCUGUGCUGCGAUUGGGAAGCCUUCGGUCCCAGCAAAAGAUUGUGCUGUUGGAUUGUGGCUUGUUGAAAACAGUUCCGUGAUUCCGAGCGUAGCGCUUUUUAAUUUAUUCUUUAUUUUGUGGAUGUCUCUAGUUAAGUGUUAGAGGGCAGUGUCUGGGCUGUGCCAUUGUCCUCCGGCUAACUAAAGCAAGACCUCUGUGGCUUCCUGUUGAGGGCUUCAA